Pogona vitticeps (central bearded dragon) is the source of this 821-nucleotide messenger RNA. RefSeq names its product ciliary microtubule inner protein 1 (gene CIMIP1). The record is from RefSeq and is a predicted model, not a curated record. NCBI's taxonomy places the organism in Eukaryota, Metazoa, Chordata, Lepidosauria, Squamata, Agamidae.
UGCUAGAGCUCUGGAUUUUCUGAACUGAGUAGGGAAACCAGAUAAGAUUCCCUUCAGUUCUAUGAUUGCAUGAAAACAGCUGUUCUGGUUUUAUACUUGCUUUGGGGAAGAUUUUGAUGACAUUUUCAAAAAUAGAUGGCAUGAGUUAAAGGACUUAAUAUUUUGCCCACAUCUCCAUCUUGAGGAGCUAAAUCUUUGGAGUAUAUGAAGAAGAAAGGCUGCAUCACAUCUUUAGUGAGACACACAUUGGCAUGGAAACGUCAUGCGGAAAAAUCAUAUUGAAACAGAAAACGAAGCAGCAAGGAGGUGGCCCAAACGCUGGGGUUUUCUCUUAACACCUGUUGAGGAGUUGUUAAAAGACGAAAAGAAAGAACCUGCUAAGCCCAAGAUCCCGCUUCCAGAACACUUGCAAAUCCGUCCUGUGACGCCAGUGGAAAAAUAUAUUAAGAUCCAUCCAUCCCCACCUGUCCCUCAAACAACCCAAGGAUUUAUCGGCUGGAGAUCCACAGUACCUGGUCUGGAACUUGAACGUUAUUAUCAGAUCCGAAGCUGCAAAGGUGCCUUUUACAAAGAUGUGCAAUGGCCUAACGAACCCACCGAUUGAUGACUUUUAGGGCAGAAAGCCCAGCAUGAUCUUGCUUUCUUUUUUAUUAUUAUUAUUAUUAUCUUUAACUUAAAUGCCUUUCCAGCAGGACCUAACCAAUAGAGAAACAUUUGUAUAAAAAGGGUGUGCCUAUUUCAGCAGUGCUGUUCAUUCUGAUUAAUUAUGAAUUUAAGCAUGGCUUAGUAUUGUGUUAUUAAAACCAGCAACAAGCAAGCGA